AUGGAGGACACGUACAAUAACAGGACUUCUCUGGUUAAGGGAGCCAAGGUCAUGGUGAAGGAGGCCAAGCGGCACACAGCAAAGAAAGUCAACAAGGUGGUCGACCACGCUGCGGACGAGUACUCAUCUCAUCGCAACUACACGCGAUUCCAGGAUGAGGAGGACGAAGAUGAGGAUUUCUACCGCAACCAGAAAGGACACGAAAGAGAGAGUUACCGUGACAAUGAGGAGGGCUCCAGCGAUGCCACGGAGGGCCAUGAUGACGAGGAUGAGAUCUAUGAGGGGGAGUACCAGGGGAUCCCCUCAGCCGGAGACAAGAAGCAUAAGGAAGGACAGGUGGCGCUGGGACAGGCAAUGUCAGAUGCAACGAGGGACCACAGUGAGCUGGAGCAGGAGAGAGAGGCAGAUGAAGAGGAGCUGGCCCAGCAGUAUGAGCUGAUCAUGCAGGAGUGUGGCCAUGGGAGCUUCCAGUGGCAGCUGUUCUUUGUACUGGGACUGGCGCUCAUGUCAGAUGGUGUGGAAGUGUUUGUGGUGGGAUUUGUCCUGCCCAGUGCAGAGACAGACAUGUGUGUCCCAAACUCCAGCUCAGGAUGGCUAGGCAGCAUUGUGUACCUGGGAAUGAUGGUUGGAGCUUUCUUCUGGGGAGGAAUGUCUGACAAAGUGGGCCGUAGACAGUGUCUCCUCAUUUGCAUGUCCACGAAUGGCUUCUUUGCCUUCCUGUCAUCUUUUGUCCAGGGAUACGGACUCUUCCUUCUCUGCCGUGUAGUCGCUGGCUUCGGGAUAGGAGGUGCUGUGCCCAUUGUUUUCUCCUUCUUUGCUGAGGUGUUGUCCAGAGAGAAAAGAGGAGAACACCUCAGCUGGUUGUGUAUGUUCUGGAUGAUUGGAGAGAUCUAUGCAUCUGCCAUGGCCUGGGCCAUUAUACCGCACUACGGUUGGAGCUUCAGCAUGGGGUCAGCAUACCAGUUUCACAGCUGGAGGGUUUUUGUCGUCGUUUGCGCCCUGCCAUGUGUGUGUGCUGUGGUGGCUCUUACCUUCAUGCCGGAAAGCCCCAGAUACUACCUGGAGGUUGGGAAGCACGACGAGGGCUGGAUGAUCCUCAAGCAGAUCCACGACACCAACAUGAGAGCACGUGGGCAGCCGGAGAAAGUCUUCACUGUAAACAGGAUAAAAAUCCCUAGACAACUGGAUGAGUUGGUUGAAAUGGAAUCAGAAACUGGAAACCCAGUUUCCAAAUUUUUCUUCAGGAUAAAAGCUGAAAUACAUGGGAUCUAUCUAAACCUCAUGAAGUGCUUCAAGUAUCCUAUGCAGGAAAACAUGAUGCGAUUGGCUAUAGUGUGGUUCACGCUGUCCUUCGGGUAUUAUGGUCUGUCUGUUUGGUUCCCUGAUGUCAUCAAACACCUUCAGGCAGAUGAAUAUGCUUCCAAAGUGCAGUUCCACAAUAAUGAACGCAUUGAAGGCUUCACCUUUAACUUCACCCUGGAGAACCAGAUCCACCGAAAUGGCACAUUUAUUCAUGACCAGUUUGUCAACAUGAAGUUGAAAUCCGUCACCUUCAUUGACUCCACAUUUCGUUACUGCACCUUUGAUGAUGUGACAUCGGUGGGUUCCUUGUUCAAGAAUUGUACAUUUAUUGACACUUUCUUCUUCAACACAGAUAUCGAUGAAUCUAAGCUGGUAGAGGGCACAGAGGUGAUUAACAGCACUUUUACCCACAACAAGACUGGCUGCCAGAUGACAUUUGUUGAUGACUACAGUGCCUACUGGGUUUACUUCAUCAACUUUCUGGGAACACUGGCUGUUCUUCCUGGCAACAUUGUGUCUGCUCUUCUGAUGGACAAAAUCGGGCGUUUGUCUAUGUUAGGUGGCUCCAUGAUCCUGUCUGGUAUCAGCUGUUUCUUCUUGUGGUUUGGCACCAGUGAGUCCAUGAUGAUUUUCAUGUUGUGCCUUUACAACGGUCUGAGCAUUUCGGCCUGGAACUCCCUCGAUGUGGUCACUACAGAGUCUUUCCCCACUGUCAGGAGAGGAACAGGCUUCGGUUUCUGUAACGCCUUGUGUAAGCUUGCUGCUGUCCUGGGGAACCUGAUCUUUGGCUCACUUGUUGGCAUCACCAAGGCCGUCCCCAUCCUCAUGGCCUCUUCGGUGCUCGUGGGAGGGGGGCUGGUCGGACUGCGGUUGCCUGACACUCGGUCAAAUGUUCUUAUGUAACUCCAUCAACUUUGAUAAGUCCUGUGAGUUCUCAAGAAGGCCAAAAGAGCUUUUCAUAGGGAGUGCAAGUGGCUUGGUUUGCCCUGAGUGUGUUAAUUUUAAGAAAAAUUCAGGAUUCUUUCCACAUACUGUCAUAUUAUAAUAAACUUUAUUUUGCUAAUUGGAACUUACAUGACAAACUAACACAAAGAGGAAAUCUGAAAAUUGUGGUCUUCAUGAUGAUGUUUGUUUACUAACGUUCAUAGAGGGCAAAACAGAGCAGUUGCAUUUAUUUGGAGAUUAAAUUACACACAGGUGGACUAUAUUUAGCAGUGUCUACAGUCAGCUGAUUGCUCUGGAUUGUAUUAACAAGGAUCAAAGAAAAGGAACUCUGUAAUUCUCAGAAUUUUGAAAAUUUAGAAAAAUCAUCCAUAAUUUUGUCUUUCAUUUUGACUAUAUUCUUCUUUGUGUUGGUCUAUCGCACAAAAACCCAAUACAAGCAUUGAAGUUUGUAAGGCAAAGCGAGUGGAUAUGAAGCACCAUGCUGUAAUGUUUGGCUCUAGGUAGGAGCAAAGUGCAGAUAACAGGAGGCAGCAGGUGGGGUGCAGAGGCUUUAUUGCUAAAUCCAAAAAGACUUGUUGGCAGGGAGCCAACCAGAGAGCUUGUGAAAGGAAUUGCAGAAUAUCACAGAAUGCAACAGAAGGAUCCAGUGGAGACCCGAUGUGUACUGAGGAAGGAGUGCAGAAUAAUAUGACCACCAGAAGAGGUAAUCAUGAGUAGGGACGGUUGGGUAAGCGAGGAAAAUUAGCAGAUAUGCAUCAGAUGAGCUGAGAGAGAAGCCAAGGGAAGGAGGAGCAUAAGUAAGGGAGAAAAUCAAACUAAACGAGAAACGAUUUGCUGUUAUUAUCUGUUUUUAAAGCUAACAACAGCAAAAAAAGGAACACUGAUCUAAGGAACCCAGAUCUAAUACUCAAAUAAUAAUAAACUAAGAUGUAAAACACACAGAAUAAGGAAGACCAGAUCUAAGUAAAUAUUAAUGAUUAAAACUGAAAACACAAAUGAAGCUAAAAGUCCAAACAGCUACAGAUCAUUACAACAUAAGGGAGUAAAAGGUUUUCUAUUAAAGCCACUCACUAGUAAAUCACAUCUUCACAAAACCAGAAUACUUAUUUGAAGGUUAACAUCUGCUCAGUUUUUUUUUUCUUUUGACUGAUUGCAGCCUCCAGGUCCAGUCACAACCUUGCAUAGAGACACCUCAUGAUGGAAACUUGAGGCUUUUAAUAUUGAUACGGUCUUAUUUAGAUAGGCCAGAUGGGGAGAAAAGUGAAAAACAAGCUGUAAUGAGCACAACCAAGCUGUUGUGUGACAGCAUGGGAGCUCCUGAUCAGACAGAGAAGACUCAUUGACACCUGGCUCACCUACAGCACUCACAGUCUGAGCACUGAACAUUUGCGCAGAAAGUUGCUAGAUACGUAAAUAGUGUUAGAUGAGUAAACAUCUUACAUAUUGACACAUUUUUAUUAAUCUCUAAACCUGCACUUCUUAAUAUUUUAGUGCAUAUUUGCUCAGACUAAACCAACGUUUGAGAGUAGAUCAUUUAUUUAGGAAACCAAGCCAUUUGCAUAAUCUCAACUUUGAAUUGAAAAGUCCAUAGUAUAAAUUAUAUUUUCUUGUACCAUUAAAUGUAAUGUUAAAUAUGAGGAUGACACCUUUAUUACCUGGUGUGUGACUGUGUAAGCUGAAAAAGUAGUCGUUUUACUCCAGAUAUAGAUAUUUUACAUUCUGUUUCAGAACUUUUUUGAUGUACGUUUUGUGUUGAAUCCUGUCUCUGUGACUGUUCCUGCCAUUUUCUUAAAAAAAAAAAAAAAAAGAUAAAUACUGAAUGGCCUUUUUUAGGAUGUGCCUCUCUUUGACAGGAUCAGUCUGCCCAUAGUCUUGCACUUUCCAAAGGUUAUAGAAAUGAGAGAAAUAAACCUGAGAGUAAAUGGAUAUACUUUAUUUAUUUAUUUAUUUAUAUUCUGUCCCAUACUGUCUUGGAUUAUUCAAUUUCCGGUAAUUUGCCAAAGUGUUAAUACUCUGUGAUAGACCAACGCCAAGUAUUGCAUAAUUUUGAAGUAGAUAGAAAUUUAAAAAUGAUUUUCUUUAAUUUACUUUAAAACAUUUUGAAAAGUGUGACUUUCAUGUAUAUAUAUAGUCAUCUGGAUCAAUUCUUUGUAACUGCCAAUCAUUCUCCAUUGACAUGUCUCUUCCAGCUCUGCACCUUGAAGAUCCUGUAAUUAGCUUCAUCUAUUCUCCCAUCAACACCGACUGGCUUUUAUAUCCCUGCUGAAGAAAAACCUCCCCAAACAAUGACCCUACCACCACUAUUUAUACGGUGGGCGUGGUUUAUACAAAUUGUAAAUUUUCUGUUACCGUUAGUAUUUUACUUGUAGGUCAAAAGGUUACAUUAUCAUUUAGCUCUGAUUUGUUUCUCCCCUGGUGCAUUUUAUUUUGUACACAAUUCCUCCGCUGCCAGACGGUCUUGGUAUGGUUCCAACACUGUACCAAGACUGUCUUGGAGCCAUCUUGGAACAGUUCAUUUGUUUUGUGAAUGUGAUCUGACCCCAAGUCGACACAGCUGCCACCUAGGCAUUCACUACAAGCAAAAUGCCAGUCUGCUGUUUUUCAUAGAGCAUAGACCCCCAUUCAACUUUAAGGAUGUAUUCUUAAAAUACAUUUAAGAAUAGGUAUAAACAGACUCAACAUUUUUGCCUAGUUUGUAACGACAAUUUUUGUUUUGCUUUGAUGGUGUGAAAAAAGAAACUAAACCACAAAAUAAUUACAAAUAAAGUCGAUGAAUUUGGAAUAAAAAUAUGAAAAUUACAGGUGAGAAAACAUCCUAAAUUACACACACAACUUGACUAAUUUCAAAUUGCCAAAUUCAGGUGACUUCUUAAGGGCGUGGGUUUAACUGUGAUUUAUUGGUACCAGAGUAAAAGGGGCUGAAUACAAAAGUAUGGCACACUUCAAAAUAUUAUUUGUAAAAACAUUGUAAAAACUCAUAAUGAUAUCUCCUCCACUUCAAAUAUUCAAGACUUUAAGUUGGUUUAUCACAUAAAAUCCCAAUACAAUCCAAUGAGGUUUGUGUUUUUGAUGUAACAAAUGUACAAAUAUUGCAAGGAUGGAUAUUUUCACAAGGUACUGUGUGUGUUAUGUGUAUGUUUCAAUUUCAAAACAAAAGUUGUUAAUUUCAAGUAGAUUGUUGUGACAGUUUCCUAUAAUGUGCUUUUAAAAAAGUGACACACUUGUAAAACUCAUUAUGUUACAAUAUUUUGUUCUGUUUCCUCAAUUCUGAGACCUCCAAUACACUGUUGAAGAGAAAAUAUGAACAGAGGUAACUUUAGGCUACGUUAAGGUCAUGUUGCUAUUUCCAUAGUUUCAUAACUCCAAAAUUGUAUUUUCUCACACACCGUUUCUCCUUUUGUUUGUAGGGAUAAACUGAUAUUCUCAUUCUUUUCUUUCAUUCUUGUUUGUUUAGUUUGUGCCUGUGAACUCUGUUUUCUGUAUUACUCUAUUUCCCCACAUUUCUUUGUCUUUGUGGUAUGUUGACUGUAGUUGUAGAAUACUCUUCACUGAAGCCUUCUUACAUAGGGCCACUUAAAAAAAAAAAAAAACUCCCCUCAGGCCUCACUACUGUUUGUGCAACCUUCACAUUUAUCUCUAUUUUGUAAAAUGGGUUGAAAAUAUAUACUGAAGUAUUGUGCUGUUGCUCAGCCAAUCGCUGUUGAACUCUUGGUUUAAUUAUUCCUGAACCAAGAGCAUUGCAGUCAACAAAAAUAUAAAUACAAUGCAAUCAUUAAUACCCAGCACUGCUGACUGCUAUCUGUAGCAUAAGUGUGAGACAGAGCGAUCUGCCUGGUUGUGGAUAUAUUAAAGGCUCAGUGGCAGAUCAGGUGGAUGGGAUGGUUUGAGACAAAUGAUCUAUUACCUGUCAGGACUGAAGGAUUUGGUAUAAAAGCUACAUGUACUGUAUUCGUGUGUUUGUGUACAUAUAUGACUGUAUUGUAAGAAAGACAGAAACUGAGCAAACUGUGUGUUUGUGUGUGUGUGUCUAUGUGGAUGAAUGAAUGUAAAUAUUCUGUACAUAUCAAAGCUAUUAUAUGUGAAUUUCUUAGUUAAAUGUGUGCAAGCUUCUUCUGAUUCAUUUUUCUCCUGGUAAUAGUCCCUUUAUUGUCCUGUAUCUCUGUUGUACAUCAAUAUGUGUGUGUUUGUCUUAGGCUUUCACCUGCUAUUACUCUGUGUGUGCGUGAGCAAACUUGCAUGUUCGUAGGACCAACUCCAGGGUUCAUUUCUUUUUACCUUUGUGAUGUUGCUGUAAAUUUUCCUGGCAGAAAGUGAUGGCAACAUUUUGAGUUUGUUGAGGAAAAAUGUGAAUGUAUCUCUCUUGUAAGUUGUGUUGGUCCAUUUUUUUUUUUUUGAAGGUAGUCGAACGUAUGUGGAGAAUUAAGCCGUCAAUAAUAUUGCAAAGGCAGCCAGAGGAUGACUGAGAUGUAUGUUCAGGUGUUUAAAAGUGUAAAAAAAAAAAAAGUGAAUAAACAUUUGCCAAAUAACUCGCUGUGUACGAUAUGAGACACUGGAAAGACAGAGUCUGCUGUCUGGGCUGCUUUUGAACAUAUGCAGUAUAAUAAAAGUUAUGUUCUCUUCCAAA
Molecule: messenger RNA, 6871 nt
Organism: Xiphophorus couchianus (Monterrey platyfish)
Lineage: Eukaryota; Metazoa; Chordata; Actinopteri; Cyprinodontiformes; Poeciliidae
Gene: sv2ca
Product: synaptic vesicle glycoprotein 2Ca
Exons: 12
Coding region: 1-2205 (734 amino acids)
Biological process (GO): chemical synaptic transmission; transmembrane transport
Cellular component (GO): synaptic vesicle membrane
Molecular function (GO): transmembrane transporter activity
Source: RefSeq, a predicted model, not a curated record